Penicillium brasilianum is the source of this 2391-nucleotide messenger RNA. Lineage: Eukaryota; Fungi; Ascomycota; Eurotiomycetes; Eurotiales; Aspergillaceae. The record is from the annotation of a GenBank genome assembly.
CCCCCGGUAUAUCGCACCGACUGGUAUGGAUCCAGAAUACAGAAUUCGCAAGCGCAUCCCAAAGUCGUGCAGGCGCUGCCACCGACGUAAACAGAAAUGUGUCGGAUCUCCCACGUGCUCCAACUGUGAAUCGGCCAAUCAACCUUGCUCUCGCUCCGAGAGCGCGCCGUCAUGGCACCAUGGAAUGUCCAAAGGGGCGUUGGUCCAUAGAAUCGAGGUUCUGGAAGCCCAGCUGGCCACGGCGUUGGAGGGGAAUGUACCUGAUGUCGGAGAAAACUCUGGGUCCGCUCACCUAUCACCCGCCCGGAAGAGUCCACAAGCCUCUGCCUCCAGAAAAGCACAUCUCAAAGGAGUGGUUCGCUUUCUUACACUGGGCCAUGAUGGAAAUGACGAACCGGCAUAUCUGGGACCAUCGUCGGGACUUUCUAUGGCAGAAAAUGUCAGUCGCAUUGUCCAUCAUUCGGUCGGGUCUAGGCUAUUGCCUAUCAGCGGAAACAGCCAGCAGCCGGGAAACGUGCAAGAAACUGUACAGGUCAAGGCGGCGCCACCGGACGAUGCAAAAGGAUCCCAAAUCCUGAACUCCUAUUUCCUCAAUAUGCACAUGAGGCUCCCAUUUUUAGAUCGCACCGAAAUUCUCAAAUUGCACGCCAAGAGACACGAACCGCCCGACAAUACGCCCGAGGCGCAAUACGGAAGAUUCAAAUUAUUCAUGGUGUAUGCGAUCGGAGCAGCAAUUCUUCAAACGACGGACAAUGACAAGUCAACUUCACCGAAUGGAUAUCUUCUGACUGCACUGGAGUUUGAUUCUACAUCGAGGGAAUCCAUCUCAAUUGCCAGUAUCGAGGCAAUGCUGCUACUCGUUCUAUACAAUCUGCGUUCCACUUCCAACUCCAGCGUCUGGUAUAUGAUUGGACUGGCUAUGAGAACGUGCUUGGACUUUGGAUUUCACAGAGAAUCAAGCUAUCGAAAACUCCCACCGUAUGAAACGGAAUUACAACGACGACUCUUCUGGAGUGUGUAUCUUAUCGAGAGAUAUACGGCGUGGUCGAUGGGAAGACCAUUCAGUGUGGCAGAAGAGGAGAUUGAUGCCGAGCCUCCUUCCAACGUUGAUGAUUCCAUCACCAAUGACAGCGUCAUCGAAAGAAUUUUGCAUAACCGGUCGGUUGGUCAGAGCAGACCACACAAAGGCACACUUGGAAGGUUCAUCGCUUCGAUUCAGUUGCAACGGAUCGUGUCUCGAAUCCACACGCGUAUUUAUCGCGUGGAUGCGCAGAUUUCUGCUCUUACGGGCGAAAUCAGUCCGCUACUGUCAUCAUUGCAAGAGUUCAAGACCACGCUUACAGCGCUCGAUGUGGAUGAAGGCGAUUUUCUGCAUAUGCACUGGAAUAACGCGAUCCGGAUCUUACUUCAGCCCUUCCUGAGUUUCUUGCAUCCGCAAGACAGUCUGAUAGGGACGUGCCUAUUUGCAUCGGGCCAACUGUGCCAGUUCUUCAAGAAGCUCAGACAGCGAGAGUCUGCUUUGGGAUCCUCGUUCCUACUGGUCAACUCGGUGUUCAUGGCUGGCAUCACAAUGUGCUACUGUUUAUUCCGAUCUCCCAGCCUGUGGACACCCGCAGUAUCCAAUGAUUUACGUGCCUGCUCAUCGGCAUUAUUUCUUAUGGCCGAGCACAACCCGCGUCUCAAAACGUACCGCGACGGGCUUGAGAUAAUAAUUAACCGGGCGAUGGAUUUUGUUCAAGAGAACUCUCAAUCACCGCAAACGAGUCAAGGCGGUUUGUUUUCGCAUGGGACAGACCAUGCUCCAUUCCCCGGGACCGCCAUACCUACAGGCCCACAUCCAGACCCAGGCCUUCAGGCGCUGCCACCACGAGAUAACGCUAUACAUGAGACAAACACGCAGAGAUUUGACUCGGCAAAUUCUGACCUGUUCUCGGAUCUUCAGGACAUUAUGAAUCUGCAAGGGGAUAUCUCCCCCAAUGGAAUGGAUGGGAUUUUACCUUUUCAUGGAAUCUUCACGGAGGACUUUUGGGCCGCAGAUGCCUUUAAUCUGCCCACCUUUGAUGGUUUCGGCUGGCGAUCUUGAUCCCCAUCUGGUGGCACGAGGAUAACACGAACUGCUGAUAAAUAACGAAGGAACCAAUCAAGCUUUUACACACAAUUGUUUGCGAAAUAAACUUAAUUUUCUACAGAUGACAAGGAGCAAGGUCCUCCACGAUACCCAAGUCCUCCCGACGCGACUUGCUCGCCGGAUCAAAGUAAGGGACUUCACCAACGCCAACAGCUCGGUUUCCACUGCGAGGUCCAAAGCCCUCGUGGUCGCCCGUCGCGGUGUGGAAGACACUGCGGUUGUCCCAAAUCGCUGGCAGCCGUUAGUAAGGGAUUAAAGACGAG